AACAUUUACAACUUGACAUGCUUUUUAAAAUGUUCCUUAAUCCGUUCCCAGUGGGACAGAGUAUGUCGGGCACUUUCAGAGAAAGGAGCGAACAGACACACAGACUCCAGUCCUGCUUUGAUAAUAAUAGUCCUGGAUUGGACUGGAUGGUCUUUGGAGUCUCGUUCUUGUCUUUUGCAGGAACCUACAUCUGUCGCUUCCGUCGUGGGGAGGAACUCUUGGAAAUCCGGCAGGAGGUCUCCGUCCCGCUGGUCUCCGCAGACCUCAUCCCAGGCAUAUCCCAGCAGUCCAUGGAUUGCAGCUCUCAUCGUCCACUGACCCUGGAGUGCUGCAUCCGGGACAGAGGCAUGGAAGGAGUCAAAGCAGCCUGGGACCCCGGAGAGACGGACUUCGCUGACCCCGUGGCCGGAAACGGGGGCUCCCUCUGCCACCGCUUGACCCUGGGCUCCUGUCCCGACGAAGAGGAGGCCGCCUUCGUCUGCACCUUCCAAGGCCAGGGAACUCCAUCCGUCCAGAGCACUGUGAGGGUCAGCCCCAUCCGAGACGGAGACCUCUUCUGCCCCAGGGAGGAGGCAGGGGGCAGCUGGGGGGCCACCAAAGCUGGACGGACAGCGGAGCUCCUGUGUCCGGAGGGCAAGGAAGGCAAGCUCCUGCGCAACUGCUCUGCCGGAGGCUCCUGGGGACCCAUAAAGGGCGGAUGCACCAGCCAGAAGCUGCUCUCGGAUCUGCACCAGGCCCAGCUGCUCCAGGCCGGGCUGGGAGACCCCCAGACGGCGGUCCCCAUGAUGCUCUCCUGGCUGGACGGAGCGGCCCUCGGGGCCCCGGGCUCUUCUCCGCAGGACCUGCUCACCACCAUCGCCAUCAUGGACGCCCUCUCGCACGCGGCACUGGACGCCCACAUCCGCCUGGACAGCAGCGCAGUGGCGGUGAGUUCCCAAGGGAAACGCUCCAACUAG
Messenger RNA from Anolis carolinensis (green anole), 956 nucleotides. Its product is annotated as adhesion G-protein coupled receptor F3-like. Gene Ontology annotation, biological process: adenylate cyclase-activating G protein-coupled receptor signaling pathway. Gene Ontology annotation, molecular function: G protein-coupled receptor activity. The transcript is spliced from 4 exons. Gene Ontology annotation, cellular component: membrane. Bases 18 to 956 code for a protein of 312 amino acids. NCBI's taxonomy places the organism in Eukaryota, Metazoa, Chordata, Lepidosauria, Squamata, Anolidae. The record is from RefSeq and is a predicted model, not a curated record.